GGGCCGUCCCCGGCACGGUUCGGGUCGCUGGGUGCAGCUCGCGGCUUCCCGCUGCCUGUCCGGCCUAUGGCGGCGCGUCGUGACUGAAACCUCCGGCGGGCGCGGGUCGCAUCAGGUUAAUGUGAUGGGACCAAGCAAGCCUUUGUCUGAUGCUCCACUCGCACCCACUACCCAGCUGUACAGGAGUGAAGCAAAGCCUUUACAAACACAGCUCCAGUUUAAUAAGAAUGUUCCAGCAUUUCCGGAAAACUUAUCACUCAGAUUCUCUAACCCCCAUCCAAUUAUAAUAGAAAAACUGCAGUCAUUUAACGAUCAGAGAAAUCUAGCUGGAAGCGAUGACCCCAGCAUAAGAAGCUCUGGCAUGUUUUCAGUGAUAUCUGAAGAGAGACUAAAAUUGGCCAUUCAUCUAGCCAAAAGGGACAUAAAACGAAGGCAUCUUGAAGAGCAAGUGAAACAAGUGUUUGGAGGUGCUGUCAAUAAAUCGUUGUUGGCCCAGAGGUCGCAAGAGCAGAAGAGCAAAGUGUCUGAAAGUCUAGGAGAGAAAAGUGAGCUCGAGUCUCAAACUCAGCUGAAACAUCACCAGAAACUUGUCCAGCCUUCCAAAAUGAAGACUGCCAUGUCUGGAACAAAAGUGUAUCUCUACUCACCAAAUGAGAAAAUGUUAAUACCAGCUGUUUUGGGCUCUUCACUCACCCAUAAUGCAAGGUCAGACCCCAAGACAAACGUUAAAAUAAAGGACAAUAAUAACAUUCUUGAAAUUCAACGGCUGCAAAAAGAACUACGAAGUUGCAUCCAGAAAAUUGAAGACCUAACUAAAAAAGAGCGAGGUAAAAAAAGCUUAGAUGCUGAUGAAGAGCAACAACUUUGCACUCAAAGGCAGAAACAAGAUGCACGGUCAGCUCAGAUGCUGUAUGUACUCCAGCAACAGGUAAAAGAAAUUCAGGAUGAUUUGGAAAAACUGAGUCCUCAUAAAAUCAAACAUACUAAAAAGUCCCAAGCAGUAUCCAGAUUGGCAGCAGCACACAGAGGAGCUAUACGAGCCUUGCAGGCAUUUGCCAAUCAGUUUACUGACCAAACAGGGCAAUGGAUUCCUACCCACUACAAGGAGCUGGGCAGUCUCAUUCGACAGCUGUCACUCUGUUCUGCCAAACUAGAACUAGAUUCUUCAGCUUCUGAUGUUAUAAUAGAUAUUUUGAUGCAAGUUGAGGAUCUGAUUUCAUUGUUGGAAAUGAAACAAACUCCCAAAAAAAUGAAGAAUUGUCUUUCAAAAUCUCAUGGCAAAUCUCCAGUGAACACUGUGACAUUUCCAUCCAGAAAGCAGCCAAUAUCUCCAGAACGAGAAAAUAAGCCUCUCCUCUUAAAGGAACAACAUGGACGUGGACAUAGAAAAUCUCCAGCUGCCAGAGAUAAACAUCGACAUGUUGCAAAAAAUUUGGCAGUUCAGAAGAUGAACAAUCACAUUCCUGAUAAAUUCCAGGAAGCAAAUGAUCUACCCACUCCAGAAAGAAAUGUUGUUUUACAGGGAAGUCCAGAUGCACUGGUGAGAUCUAGAGCUGUAAAAAAAGAUCCCAUCCUUCAAAGUGGCUCUUUAAAGAAGAAAGACAUAUUCUUACCUGCGAAAUCACGGGGAAUGCCUAAAUCUCUAAAACCAAGGCAGGUGCAGCCUCCAGGAAAUCAUGCCCGAUUUCGAGAGACAACUAUAGCUUUUCAGUUAAAAGAGAACAAACGAUUUGUUAAGGAGAACAGCAUACCCUGGGUGCCUCCAAACCCUACGUCACCUCCCGCUUCACCUAAACGACUAGCAUGGCGUGAAGCAGAAGCGUCAAGAAGAAUGAAAGUUCUGACUGACGUUAAUAGAGGAGAAAUGAAAAAAGUACAAAAGUUAAGGUUGCAAAGUGCUUCUCCAACUCAGUAUGCAGACAAAGUUGACAAAGCAGCAUGUGAGCAUGUAGAACUUCUGUUGGAUAGGGCACAGCAGAUCAAUAUUUCCUCGGAAACAAACUGUCAUUUGAAGGAUCCUUCAAUAUUAAGCCAGCUUUCAACUCAUGCAGCUGAGAAGGUUGCAGCAAAUGCAGAUAUUCUGAGUGAAAAAGUAUUGGAUGAUCUUUUGGAAGAUACUGCUCAGGAGCUCUGCAACAUGGAGCAGCAUAAGAGACUUCAGGAUGAGAAUCUGCUUGUGGCUGGCAGUCCUACUCUGGAGACAAUGUUGCAAAGAAUGGAAGAAAUUGAAAGAUGUCAGGAAACUGUAUGCAGGAGAUUCACCCAGAUUGUGUACAGUGAUUCAGAACUCAGGGCCCAAGAUGAUAAAAUUGAUCAACAAAUGGCAUUAAUAGCUCAAACACCUACAUCUCCUCAUUCAAUUCAGAUAACCAAAUUAACUAGACAGAAAGAGCCAGAAACUGACAUUUUAAUUGAAAAAGUUUUUGAUAACAAUGGCACUGAUGAAAACAAAGAAGCUCAGGAAAAACUGCUGACUGGAAAUGAUAUUCCGAAGCCCUUGACUCAGAAUUCUGUGCAGAAAGAGUCCUAUAUUUCAUUCUCAGUUACAAAGCAUAUGCUCCAGAGUAUCCUGGAUUACAACAGCAAAUACGAGCAUCACCUAAAGCUUCUUUUCCAUGAAACAGUAGGCAGUUUCAAUCCAUGGCAGAUUGCUGAAAGUCUUGCAGAGGAACUAACAGACCAAGCCCUGUUUGAUGUGGCAGCAGAGCUGCAGAAUGUUUGUGAGGAUUAUGCUGAAGCUGUGUUCACAUCGGAGUUCUUGCAGCCAGCACAGUAAGUGCUUUCAAAUCUAACCCAUUACCAAAGCAAUCAACCUCAGUCUAAUAGUUUGAUAAAUCUAAUUUUUCCUAUUUUUGUUUGUUUGUUCUUUUUGUCUGAGAUUUUGUUCCCUUAAAUGAGUUAAAUCCAACGAGAAUUCAGGUCAGGUUUUUAUAGAACCACGAUCAGGACAUUUUUCUUUGACCAGUGUUUUGGUAGAAUGAUGUGAACUACUGCAGGUAAAAUUUAUAUGUUUUAGUAGGUAUACGUGUCUGUUUGCUUUCCUGUGAUAACUUUAUCCAUUUUUGAGUGUAAACUACUGAUGAGAAUAAAAUACUGGGAAGGGGACACUGGAUUUAAGCUAUGUUAUACACUAAGCUGCACUAUGCCUCAAUUUUCUUUCAACUGGGAGUAUCUCAACUACCUCACAAAGGACUUACGGGUUUUAGUUUAUUUCUGUCAAGAAAAUGCAUUGAAUUUGUCUGAUAGUUGUGUUGGAAGAGCAAGUCAUUACUGAUAAUAAUCUAAAAUCCUGAUGGAAAAGUCAAGAACAAAAACCGUUGGAUUUGCUCUUUAGAGCUUUAUGUGUUGUAUAAUAAAGGCACUGUGACCACCAUGAGGAACAGAUGGAUUAGUUCUGUUAGAAUGUGAAGGAUUCCCAUGGCACAGUGCUAAGUAGAGGUAAACUCUUACACUGGCUGUAGACAGAAAUUGCGCUCCUACAGUGAACUUCUGAAUGAAGUAGCUCUCCUGUUUGUUUUAGAAUGUCACUAGUACAUUAUGCACAAAUUAAUCCAUUCAAGAGAAGCAUGUAAUGGAGACUUUCUUCUUCUUCCUUUUUUUCUUUUUCUUUAAAUUAGCUUAAAAUAUUAUAUAAACUUUAAAUCACUUCGUUAUCCAGCCCUACGUUCUUUAAUCUUAGCAAUCCUAUUAAAAUCAAGAGCAACAAAGUAAACAAAAACUGUCAUUUCUGCGCUGUAGUUAAUAAGUUAGUCUCUACUAGUUUGGGUUAUGCCUGGAAUGAGUAAUGAGUAACAUUUAUGGUACUAUUUUGGGGAGGUAUGAGCUCAGCCCUCGAGGUAAUCCAAAAAACAGCAUAACAGGUUGUAUCCUUUGACAAGUUUCUUUUCUAUAGCAGUGUUGCUCUCAUCAGAAUAAGUUUAAUCUCCUAAGGCUAUUUUUAUUUCCUCUUAUUUUAACAUAUUUUAUUAAAAUAAUUGUUUUUAUCAAGGACUUUUCCUGUUUUGUUUGUUUGUCUUGAAUUUUUCACCAGAUGUAACAAUGUAAAUAUUACUGAUGUGUGACUUUGAUGAGUGAUUUCUUAAAUUCUAAACACCACCUUUUUAUUUAUGUAGUUGUAUGAUAAGUCUACUUUAAAAUAAAAAAUAGUAGGCAUAGUGUCUGUAUCUGCAUGUACGCUCAUGAAAGUAUUGCCAAAGUAUUCUGUUUUUUAAUAAACCAUGUGUCUUUCAUAGAA
This is a messenger RNA of Coturnix japonica (Japanese quail), 4234 nucleotides long. NCBI's taxonomy places the organism in Eukaryota, Metazoa, Chordata, Aves, Galliformes, Phasianidae. The record is from RefSeq and is a predicted model, not a curated record.